Molecule: messenger RNA, 2661 nt
Organism: Petromyzon marinus (sea lamprey)
Lineage: Eukaryota; Metazoa; Chordata; Hyperoartia; Petromyzontiformes; Petromyzontidae
Source: RefSeq, a predicted model, not a curated record
GGGCGAUCUGGCCGAGUGCGAGAAGCGGCGCUACAGGAACAUCAAGCAGAACCACGCCGUCAUGCUGAACCUCGGGAUGAACCCGGCCCAGCCCGAGUUCAUGCGAGCACGCGGCAAGCGCAGGGCGAGGGGGAAUGGAGCGGAGUGCGGGCGGUCGAGCGACUCCGACGAGGAAUGGACGAGGAGGAGGAAGACGAAGGAGGUGGCGGUGCACGGAGGACGAAGAGGCGGAGGAGGCAAACGAGGAGGCAAGGGGGCUGCUUCACGCUGGGCUACCGUGGGAGAGUCGCACGCGAGGGCAGCUCCCAGCAAGCGCAAGACUAAAGCGGAAGCCCUGGAGUACGUGUGGAGCAUCUUGCAGGGCGUGGAGGAGGAGCAGCAGCAGGAGGAGGAGUUCAGGGGAUUUGAGCUGAGGGAGGUGCACAAGGCCAGGAUGGCGAUGUUCAGGCUGGAGCGCAGAGCCACCGCCUGCAAGGAGGCCCUGAGGGUGGUGCUCCAGAGGAUACGUGGAGGCUCCUCCGUGCCGCCGGCCUCCUCCGCCCAGGCUGCGGCGGUGUCGCUCAGCGCUCGCUCUCGCUACGGCCUGCGGCAGCGCGAGAGGAAAGUCUACACAGAGGUGGAGGAGCCCCAGGACGACGACUUCUUCUUCUGCGAGCUGUGCAGGGAUUUCUACCUGGGGGAGUGCUCCGUGCACGGCCCGCCAGAGUUCAUCGCGGACGCGGCCGUGGCCCCGGGAGUGGCCGACAGGGCCCGGCUCAGCCUGCCCCAGGGCCUCACCGUCGGCGCCUCCUCCAUCGCCGGCGCCGGCCUCGGGGUGUGGAGCAACAGGAAGAAGCUGCCCAAGGGGGUGAUGUUUGGGCCCUACCAGGGAGAGGUGUCUGAGGAGAACCCCGUGAGCGAGUACUGCUGGCUGAUUUACAAAAACAAAAAGGAUCGUGAAUAUGUUGAUGCUCAGGAUGAAUCUAAAUCAAACUGGAUGAGGUUCGUCAACUGCGCGAGGAAUGAGCAGGAGCAGAACCUGGUGGCCUUCCAGCACCGGGGGCAGAUUUACUACCGCACGUUCCGUGCCGUGGGGCCUGGCUCUGAGCUGCUGGUCUGGUACGGCGAGGAGUUCGCCCAGGAGCUGGGCAUCGCCUGCGAGGCCGGGCCCUCGCGACGCCGCAGCAGCAGCAGCAGCAGCGAGUUGGCUCCCAGGGCCACCGCCAGAGACCGGCAGCCCGUGCAGCCUCCACCAAGCGAGGAACACUGUGAGCACCGCUCACCAGAGACUCACCACUGCUCACCAGACUAUAGCCACCACUCACCAGAGAUGAUAGCCACCGUGGAGUGGGUGUGGAGCACAGACCGCAAGAGUAGCUUGAAGAUACACCAGAGAACACACACGGGAGAGAAACCGUUCAAGUGCACCGUGUGUGAGAAGGCGUUUGCACAAAUACCAGAUCUUCACAGGCACCAGAGAACACACACGGGAGAGAAGCCGUUCAAGUGCACCGUGUGUGAGAAGGCGUUUGCACAACUACCACAUCUUCACAGGCACCAGAGAACACACACGGGAGAGAAGCCGUUCAAGUGCACCGUGUGUGAGAAGGCGUUUGCACGGCUAUCAACUCUUCACAGCCACCAGAGAACACACACGGGAGAGAAGCCGUUCAAGUGCACCGUGUGUGAGAAGGCGUUUGCACAACCACCAGAUCUUCACAGGCACCAGAGAACACACACGGGAGAGAAGCCGUUCAAGUGCACCGUGUGUGAGAAGGCGUUUGCACGGCUAUCAACUCUUCACAGCCACCAGAGAACACACACGGGAGAGAAGCCGUUCAAGUGCACCGUGUGUGAGAAGGCGUUUGAACGGCCAUCAACACUUCACAGGCACCAGAGAACACACACCGGCCAGAAUGCAUUUUCUCAUCCACGUGGAAACAGAAAAGUCAGCCAUCCUGAGCACAAAGCGCACAGCGCCGAGCUGUGAAUUAGUUUCCAACAACAGGCCACGUGAUUAGCCGAGGCUGUGCCACUCUUGAAACUGAUUUUGAAUGUGAGCACGGAAACCUACGGAAUCCUCCUACACCUGCCUCACACCCUGUGGGGGGCGGGAGAUUAAACCGACCCGGCCACCCCUUGAUUGCAAGUGCGGAGUUCUCGGUCCCAACCACUGCACGUCCCCACCCCCCCACCCCCACCACCUGGGGGUCCCUGUGUGUGUGAGUGCGCAGAGUCCCCCGUGCAGAGCUGCACUGUUGUCACCCUAGAGGGGGGCACCGCAGGGCGAUCCACCGACAGAUACCCCAGUCUGCACGUCCCCCGCCGGUCUCCGUGAGCACCGCGUGCCGUCUCGUAGCCCUGCCCCGUGCGACGUACGGGGCAGGGCUACGCGGGUACAGUGUGUACAGUACGUACAGUGCGUACCCAUCCAGCGCUAGGCCGAACCGCUGCCGAUGACGAAGGUGGCGUCCGCUCACGAAUCUCCGUGCACUCAGUCCCGUAGCCCCGAGCCAUCGUUUGCGCGAUAUUCACUUUGCUGCUGAGAGGAAAGCUGCGGGGAGGCGGUGGGGGGUGGGGGGGUGGUAGGAGAGGACAUCUGUGGAACGGCUGGAGAUCUGCGGAGAAGAGCUUCACAGCUCAUCGGAUUCCUGCGGUCUGAAAAAAAAUAUUUUGAGAUGG